UCUUCAGUGCUCUCCAACACAAGUUACUUCCAAAGAUGAGCGGGAAAGAUCCUCGUACUUUUAUCACCAAGCACAAUGCAGACGAUGUUGAAAGACUGACAAUACGGAUGAAAUAUGGCUUCAGUAACAGCCCCAAGUACAGACCAGCUGAGUAUGAGAAACUGCGGGCCAUACUGGAAGAGAAACGUCGCGAGUCUAAUCUAAUCGGACAAAAGGUUCAAAGGAGCUUGUGCGCCGCCAAGGUAACCAAGGAGAAGUCGAUCCUUCGCCAGCACAGGCAGGUGUGGAGCUCCGAGUGCCCCAGGCUGCAGAGCACAGUGAGGAAGAUGGAGGACAAAAUCCAGGACUUUCUGCAGGAAAUCAGACCGAGCGACAGAAAUGAUACAGCCAUUUUCUCCCUUCAAGAAUACGAGCUGAGUCUGGAGAGGGAGAGGGAGGCCUUCAGGAGGGCCACGGUGCUCCCUGUUCUUCAGCUCAGAGACGACCUGCUCUUCAGACUGAGUGAAGGACUGGACCAGACACUCAGCGCUGAUGAGUCCGGCUGGGAGCAAGUCAUGCAGCAGAUAAACUUCGUCAAAGAACAGCAGGCUGACAUCACCAGAAAACUUCAACAUGAGUACCGUGCGGUGGAGGCUGAAAUUACAGCUCUGGGCUUGGAGGUAUUUUUCCUGACAUUUUGUAUCAUAUAAUUUGCAAUUUACAUUUUGGAAUAUUUUCAAAUUCGUUUCAAAUUGCAGGAUAUGUUGAGAGGGUGUCUGGAUGCCGAGGUGAUGGAGGAUGUCCCCUGGGUGCUUGUGGAGGCAGACUGUCCGUACCCAGAGCUGAAACUGUCCCUGAUUGAAGCUUUCCAUUCACUGUCAGAGCGGUACAGAGGGAGACUGCAGAGCCUACAAGAGAAGAUGGAUCAGACUGACAGAUUUUGUGGUUGGCCUGAAGAAGACCACCUGCAGUUCACUUCUAUAGUCUCACAGUACACCCAGGACGUCCCCAACUACAAGAGUCUGUGUAUGGACAUGCUGCAGAGAGUGUUCCCCCAUAGAACAAGACAACAGCUGAUGGACCACGAGCGAAAGUGGAGCUGGCAGCACUUCACUCAGAGCCAGAGCAGAGCCGUGACCCAGCAGUGGCACAGGGACCGCGAGGAGCUGCUGGCCCGGGCCCUGGUCACCCUGCAGGAGGCCAAACACGCCCACCAGGAGGCGCUAGACCUCCACAGAGAUAGACAGCAGCAGAGGGACAUCUGCGCUCAGCUCCACGCCAAGUUGGAGCAGUGGCGGGCUCAGCAGGAGGAGGUGGCAAGGCUGGAAGCUGCCAUAGCUGCCAGACAAAGAGAGGCCGAGGAGCAGAGGGUGAAGAGGGAGAAAGAGAGACAAGCUGCCAUCAGAACGCACCAGAAAAAACAAGUGAAGGAGUUUUACCUGAAGCAGCAGAGGCAGAGGGAGGAGGUGGAGAGGAGAGAUCAGGAGAGACUGGCUAAUCUCAGAGCCCUAAUGGGGGAACAGGCCAAGAGAGAUAAAGAGAGGGUCGAGUUCAGGGCGGAGAUGCUGCAGCGGCGCCGGGAGGAGAGAGAGGAGCGAGAGGCCGAGCGACAGAGAGAGGAAGAGGAGAAAAACAAACGACUAGAAGCUCUGAGAAACCAGGUGGCAGUGGUGGCUGAGGCUGAUCCAGAGAGGUUAAUAUCAGACACAGAGGCCUCGAGGAGUCGCCACGUGAACGAAAGUGAUUUUGAACUUCAGCGACCUCUCUACAGCAUCCACACGUACACGGACACACAGAUUGUGUCAGAUCCAAGGGUACGGAUCGAGCAGGCCCUCAGACAGGCCGGUUUACACAGCACCAUGUACGCUAAAGAGAUUCUGUCCACCAUCCCACCGCCCAAACCUCCCCGAAAAGACACCAAAUCUGUCAUUAAACUUUGAGCUAAUGCUGUAAGACAUUUAUAUUUAUUCAUGGUAAAGGUGC
Boleophthalmus pectinirostris (great blue-spotted mudskipper) is the source of this 1962-nucleotide messenger RNA. Its product is annotated as coiled-coil domain-containing protein 148. The record is from RefSeq and is a predicted model, not a curated record. NCBI's taxonomy places the organism in Eukaryota, Metazoa, Chordata, Actinopteri, Gobiiformes, Gobiidae.